CUAAAGCUUUUAACUCCACACACUCCGGCGAAACGUCUGUAGCCACAGAACAGAAGUCUAGUGGUUGUUUCUUUUCUUUUAUUUAAACUUUUCUUUUAUUUAAACUUUUAUUUUGAAAUGGCUGAAAGGAGUUCGGAUAAAAAGACCCAAAACCGUCCGAACUCCACCAGGAGGUCCAAGAAAGUUGAACCAAGGCCGCUGGUCAAAUCUGCCUCUAGUCCAAGAAAAACUCACACAGAUGACCUUUUUGCUAAGGAAGAACAGUACAAAGUCAUGAACGCAGAGCUGGAAGCCAAAACAGCCGAAGUAGUAAGACAAGCGGAGCAGCUUAUGAAAGGUCAAAAAGAAGUUUUGUCGCAGUCCUUAUCCAAAGUCCUGCUCUCAGACUCUGAAGAUGAAAACUUCUCCAGCCACAGAAUAAAAAAGUUUCAGCAAAGCGUUCUGCAGAACCCCAGAGUUAAGACGGUGACUCAAAAGAAGGUUACCUCAACAACACAAAAGUCAUCUGGUGGAAAACCAACAAAGACUCCUCACAACAAAAUAGAAAGCUCUUGUGCAGACGAUUGUGCGGUUUUAGAAGACGAGGCAGAUUUUUUCCUGGCAAAGACAAUUCAGAGCCUGGAGGAGAAAAUGGACGAGCCUGUAGUCCAGGGCCAUGUCGUGGAGGAGGAGUCCACUGUUGAAGACGAUGUUGGAACAGGAGUUUCCAAUGCUCAAAUGCGAGUUCUCAAUGCAAAACUUCGAAUUAUGCAAGAAGAGCUUGGUCAACUUUCAUCUGAAUAUUAUAAGAAGGAUGAUGAAAACUUAAAGCUGAAGGCAAAAAUAAAAGAGCUGGAAGAGGAUCAAGCCCGGCUGCAGAGGACCACAAACAUCCAGCAAAUGCAGACUGAGAAGCAMAAARCUUUAGCUGAGGAGUCAGCUAAAAACUGUGAAGGACUUCAGCUGCAAGUUUCUGCUUUGCUAAAGGAAAUUGAAAACAUGAAAAGAUCCCAAAAACAAGCAGCAGCUCUCCAUGGCAGCGUGGAGGUUCGCUUGAACAGAGCUCUGGAGGAAGUGGAGAAGUUAAAGUCACAACUGGACAAAACAAAACAGAUGAACAAGGACAAAAUAAGCGAAGAGCAUCAAAGCAAAGAAAAUCUACUCGCUGAGAACAAAAUGCUCAAGAAACAAAAAGCAGAGCUUGUCGUGGGUUUUAAGAAACAGCUCAAGCUGAUCGACAUUCUCAAAAGACAAAAGAUGCACUUUGAAGCUGCCAAGCUGCUGUCCUUCACAGAAGAAGAGUUCCUGAAGGCUCUGGACUGGAGCAAGUCAUGACGCUUUWUGAAGUCAGACAGCUUCUUUCUGAAGAUAAGUUUGUGUCACUUGAUGAUCUAAUUGUUCAAAUGAACAUGAUGUCGAAACCGUUCAAAUAAAAACAUAUCUUCAAAUAUA
This is a messenger RNA of Austrofundulus limnaeus, 1431 nucleotides long. It is a transcript of the gene tex9, whose product is annotated as testis expressed 9. NCBI's taxonomy places the organism in Eukaryota, Metazoa, Chordata, Actinopteri, Cyprinodontiformes, Rivulidae. The record is from RefSeq and is a predicted model, not a curated record. The transcript is spliced from 12 exons. Bases 118 to 1314 code for a protein of 398 amino acids.